UUCCCUUUCGAGGUUGAAUUCUCGAACAGCGAGGCUAGCUUCUCCAGCCCUGCUGUCAAGGCCACCAUUGAGCAGUCCAUGAAUUCCCCACCCACACCCAAUGUUUCUCCUUCCCCAAUUGGAUUGGGUGGCUUCCGAGGACCCGGUGCCCCCACCUCCACCCCCACCCCCACCCCAACCCGCAAUUUGUAUUUGAAUCCGCGGUUGCAGCAACAAGGCAACGCCGCCACCGCUGGGGCUGCCAACCAGUCCGGCCACCAGAGGGCCGAGGAAGUGAAGCGCGUUGUUGAUAUUUUGUUGAGAACUAAGAAAAGAAAUCCGGUGCUAGUGGGCGAAUCAGAGCCGGAGGCCGUGAUGAAGGAGCUACUUAGGAGAAUUGAGAAGAGGGAUUUCGGAGAUGGACCACUGAAGAAUGUCGAGGUGAUUUCUCUUCACAGGGAGCUCUCUCUUAAUAAUUCCGAUAGAACUCAAAUACCCACCAAGCUAAAGGAAUUGGGUAGAUUGGUGGAAGCCCGAAUCGGAGGUGGAAGCAUUAUUCUUGAUUUAGGGGACCUGAAAUGGCUUGUCGAGCAGCCGGUGAAUUUAGGAGUUGCCGGCUCUGGUACAGUUGGGCAGCAGGUUGUUUCAGAGGCAGGGCGCGCUGCUGUGGCAGAGAUGGGGAAGUUACUGGCGACGUUCGGAGAGGGUAGCAAUGGCCGGCUUUGGUUGAUUGGGACUGCUACUUGUGAGACUUAUUUGAGGUGCCAGGUCUAUCACCCUUCCAUGGAAAAUGAUUGGGAUCAGCAGGCAGUGCCAAUUGCUGCUAGAACCCCUGUUCCAGGGCUUUUUUCGAGAUUUGGGACAAAUGGGAUUCUUAGCAGCUCUGUCGAGUCUCUGACACCGAUGAAGAACUUUCCAACUGCAAUAACUGCUCUACCAAGGCGUGUCUCUGAGAACAUGGAUCCUGCUCAGAAAAUGAGCUGCUGCCCACAGUGCAUGGAGAAUUAUGAACAAGAGCUAGGAAAGCUUGAAGGCCAGGAGUUCGAGAAGUCAUCAUCUGAAGUGAAAUCAGAAGUGUCUCGGUCAUCACUCCCACAGUGGUUGAAGAAUGCUAAAGCUCUGGAUGGUGAUGUUAAAACAACAGAUCAGUCACAGACCAAGGAUCAAGAACUGAUCUGGAAGCAGAAGCCUCAAGAUUUACUAAAGAAAUGGAAUGACACAUGCUUGCAUCUACAUCCUAAUUUUCAUCAGCACAACCUCAACUCUGAGAGAUUCACUCCAACAGCUCUCUCGAUGUCGGGCUUGUACAAUGCGACUCUGCUUGGGCGGCAAGCCUUCCAGCCCAAGUUACAACCAACCAGAAACCUUGGAGAAACUCUGCAGUUGAACUCAAAUCUUGUGGCCAACCAACCAUGUGAACAGGCAGUUACACCACCUGGAAGCCCUGUACGGACUGACCUUGUUCUUGGGCGAACAAAGAUCAAUGAAACCACCACAGAGAAAAUCCAUAAAGAGCAUGUCAUAGACUUUUUCCAGUGCAUUUCUUCUGAAUCACUGAACAAGUUCCAUGAAUUGCAAAAUGACAAACUUAGCCCAUUGGAUGCCGACUCAGUCAAAAAGCCUCUCAAGGGUCUGGCAGAGAAGGUCUCGUGGCAGCAGGAUGCAGCACGUACUGUGGCUAUUAUUAUUAUUAUUAUUAUUAUUUUACUCCUAACAGCUAGCUUUUCCAAUUUGUUUGAUGCACUGGUAUAAAGAGGAUGGUAGGUUGGAGUCUCUAGUUUUUGUAGUUGAUGUGAACUAGUAUUUAUAUAUACUUGAUGAGUAGUAGGAUCAGAGGCAGCUAUACUCUAA
This is a messenger RNA of Vitis riparia (riverbank grape), 1830 nucleotides long. RefSeq names its product protein SUPPRESSOR OF MAX2 1-like. The annotation marks the transcript as partial. The record is from RefSeq and is a predicted model, not a curated record. NCBI's taxonomy places the organism in Eukaryota, Viridiplantae, Streptophyta, Magnoliopsida, Vitales, Vitaceae. The transcript is spliced from 3 exons.